GCCGGUGGCACAGAGAGAAACCAUCCAUGCCCUAAACUCCUUUGAGGUCUUCCUCCUACGUUCACCGCGAAUCCCCGGUUGAACCAUCACCAGUCCAUCGCCGCACCAAGAAACCCCCCAAGACAAACACUACCACCACCACCAACUGGAGGCUAGAUGCUAGUUACGGAACCUUACAAUACACACAUACUCUUCUCGACUCCAGGCACACUCACGAGGCUUCUUCCCCUAGACAGGGUCCGUGCCUGUAAUAAUGACCCACCCAUGCGUUCUUGGACUGCUGCUGGUUGCUGGCCAUGGCGUGGCCUGGCGACUGGGCUUUCGCUCUUUGCCCUCGUUGCCAUCGUUUCUGGCUUGUGCCCAUUUAAGUCCUCGUAUCCCCCGGGGCACCCCCGAUUUCCUUCUCUUCACCGCAUCAAGCAGGGCUUCGUAACACACUCCUUUUUAGUUGUACGGCUUCACUCUUUCAGCUUUACAGCAUACAUUCCUUCUGUAUCACCUACAGCACAAGCUCAUAGCUUUCUUUGCUACAUCGUCGUCAAUCGAUCAAUUAUCUAAAUCACCAAACCAGUCACUAUGCACGCCAAAAUGACAGCCGGCCUUGCUGCCGCCGUCCUCGCCAACACGGUUACCGCCUUCGCAAGCAACUCCGCUCUCACGCUCAACGCCGCAUACAACGGAAGCAACAAGAGGGCUUUGGUCGUCAACAACUGCCCAUACGAUGUUUACCUCUGGUCUGUUGUUAACGAGCAGGGCU
Molecule: messenger RNA, 757 nt
Organism: Aaosphaeria arxii CBS 175.79
Lineage: Eukaryota; Fungi; Ascomycota; Dothideomycetes; Pleosporales
Exons: 1
Coding region: 157-558 (133 amino acids)
Source: RefSeq, a predicted model, not a curated record